Pelagomonas calceolata is the source of this 801-nucleotide messenger RNA. The record is from the annotation of a GenBank genome assembly. NCBI's taxonomy places the organism in Eukaryota, Pelagophyceae, Pelagomonadales, Pelagomonadaceae.
AUGGGCAAGAUCGGCGAGUUCCUCAACAACAAGCCCUGGCAUCCUUCCUCAAGACAGAACCAGACGCUGCUCUUCGAGGCCGAGGAGCGGCAGCGCGAGGAGCAGCAGCGUUUGGAGGAGCGCCAGGAGGAGCUCAAGCAGGAGCGCGCGCGGGAGGAGUUGGAUGCCUUACUGCCGAACCGCGGCGGCGCGAAGCCGGCGGGCAUCGAUUUUAUGUACAAGGCUCCGACCGGCACAAAUACGAGUGGCGCGGCGCCGCGCGCGGGUGCCGCCGACGAGGCCGCUUUAGCGUUUGAAGCGCGGCGGCUCGCGGCGGCGCGGCGGAAAAGAGGCGAGCCCGAGCCGCUUGUCGAAAAGGCGCCGGAGCCGGAGCCACCGGAGCCGGAGCCGGAAAGACCGUCGGAGACCUUCGAUGCGCACGCGGAAGCGCGACGCGUCGAUCCUGCGGAAAGACAAAGGAAUUUGACGUCGGCGGCGAUCGCGCAGACGGCCCUCGACGCGCGGAACCGCCUCGUGCUCAAGGCCGCGGCGACGGCCGCCGUCGCGUCCGACGGCGUCGUGCGGGCCCACGGCUCGGCGAACGAGGGCUACGCCCUGCUGGAUGAUGACGAGGAGGAGGAGGACGCGGACGCAGCGCUGCUGGCGUCUUUAUCAUCUCGCGAGAAGCGGGCGCUGCUGAAGCGCCUCGCGGGCGACGAUGAUGCGCGGCCUGCGAAGAAACGCAAGAAGAAGCACAAGAAGAAGUCCAAGAAGAAGAAGAAACGCAAACGCUCGUCGUCGUCGUCGUCGUCGAGUAGCUAA